AUGGGAACAUCUUGUGCGGUGCGAGUUGUAUUUUCGUUGGCAAAGCUCACCAAAUUUCUGCAUGAUUCGACACUGCUCAUAUUUAUGGGAUGGCUGAUUGAUAUUUUUCUAUUUUCCUCGCUGAUUGCAGCUUGUGAUCCGGUGUCAGUAAUAGCCGUCUUCGAGGAAAUGCACGUAAACGCCUUUCUUUUUGUGAAUGUCUUUGGUGAAGCGCUUUUUAACGAUGGGAUUUCUGUGGUCAUCUACAAUAUAUUUUUGGCCUUUCACGAGCUAGGACCCGAGAACUUUACGACGAUCGAUUACGUAGCUGGUGGAGUGUCAUUCUUUGUAGUGGCUGCUGGCGGAGUACUGCUUGGCCUAAUUUUUGCGAUAAUCGUCGCCUUUAUUACCAAUCGCUCGACUACACCUUGUGCGGAAUCGAGAACAUUGCUGAAACAUCGGGCCACUACACAGCUUAUCAUAGAUUUGAACGUUCAACGAGAAGUAUAUCAGGCCCCUAUUGCCGCGAGCUCAUAUGAAAAUGGAGCUGUCAGAAGUGCUGGGAUCAAAAACCGUUCCCAAACUAUUGAUGAGAAAUACAACUGCUUUACU
Messenger RNA from Mesorhabditis spiculigera, 591 nucleotides. The record is from the annotation of a GenBank genome assembly. NCBI's taxonomy places the organism in Eukaryota, Metazoa, Nematoda, Chromadorea, Rhabditida, Rhabditidae.